AUGCCUAAAUGUGUACCAAGGGAAGAAAAACCUUCUUAUCCAGGAGGAUAUCCACGACCGCCAUAUAGCAUUACAGAAAAACAAUCUCCACCACCUCAAGAAGGAUCCACACUUCCGUUGAGUGAAAGCUCAGGAGGAUCUACAUCAGAUGCCCUUAACGAGCAGGAAGUAAGCACUACGAUGGAAAAUUAUUCAUCUACGGAUAAAGAAACAACUACAAACAAAUAUACUGAGAAAUCAACUGAAAGAAAGUUCCUACAAUCAACUGCAAGUGAGGGAAAUACAACGCAAGCUGCAAGUGUUUUUAUUCAACAAUCUGGAGAAGUAACGAGCAGAAGUGUGGGAUAUCCUAACGCUGGGUUGACAGCAACUGCAAGUAGAGAAGUCAAAUCAAGCAAGCGAACUUUAACAAGGGGGAGUAGUAAAAGUCCCUAUGCCAACUCUAACGAAACAGCCUACACAGAAACACCUGUGAGUCAAGGAACGCAACCAAGAACUUAUGAAAAAAACCAUACAGACAUACCAGUUGAAGAAAAAACACAAUCAAACACAGAAAUAUCAAGUGGAGGAACACCAAAUGCAAAUAAUGGAGAAACAGCGAAGGACGUAAGUGUUGUGACUUUAAAAACGGCACGUGCAAGAAGUAGCAAAAAUCCCCUCAGUUCCACAGAAAGAGACACAACUGGACAUAAACUUUGGGAAGGACAAAGCACCACGCGAGCUACACAUCAUUCAAGUGAGAAUACAGAAUCAAGUACAGAAACACGAAAGAAUGCAGAAACGACCACGAGUGGAGAAGUUGAGUGUACUAUGGCCACUACUAACGAAUUUACCAAAUCAAGUGAAAAAAUUUUUUUUACUGGAGAACAAUUAAGUGAAGAGACUAAACCCCAUUCAAGCGUGGAAACACCAUUAACAGAAAUACUGGCGUCCGGAAGUGAACAAAAACUAGCAAGCGCAAGUAGUGAUAGUUCCAGCAUCAGCUCUAGAGAAACAGAUUAUCCAGAUCAAACACCAUUUUUCCUCGCUACCACAUUAUUGGAAAUAUCACCAAUGACUGAACAGUCCCGAUCCUCCGUGCAAACAGCUACUGAGCAGUCCCCAGCCUCUCCAGCAUCCGAGAUGACUCCAGUAACUAAGCGGUCCUCGGCCUCUCCAGCAUCCGAAAUGUCUGCAGGGACUGAGCAGUCCCCAGCAUCUCCAGCAUCCGAAAUGUCACCAGUGACUGAGCAGUCCCCAGCAUCUCCAGCAUCCGAAAUG
Molecule: messenger RNA, 1260 nt
Organism: Strongylus vulgaris
Lineage: Eukaryota; Metazoa; Nematoda; Chromadorea; Rhabditida; Strongylidae
Source: the annotation of a GenBank genome assembly